This is a messenger RNA of Nezara viridula (southern green stink bug), 5685 nucleotides long. Lineage: Eukaryota; Metazoa; Arthropoda; Insecta; Hemiptera; Pentatomidae. The record is from the annotation of a GenBank genome assembly.
GAUUAAUAAUGGCAAUAAGUGAUAAGUCUGGAAAAAUUAUAGUUAUUUCAAAAUAUAUGUAGUCCUUAGGUUUGUCAAAUUUCAAAACUAUUUCCAAAUAUUUCAGGAAAAUUGUUUAAAUUGAGUAAAUUUAUAGAUAUGUGUUAAAGUAUUUACUGAACAAAGAUGAAGAAUUAUAAAUAUCCCAAUUUUGAUAAUACCAAUGAAAAUCUGCUGAUCAGCUGAUUGCCUUUAAGUUCCACGAUGGCCACUACCGGUGUAAACAGUGAAAGUGAUGUCAAAAUGUCUGAAAAGGAUGAUAAUAAGAAAGGACCAGUUACUGAAAUUGAAUUUCAAGUUUCUCAAGUGAUAAAUCGUUUGGAAGAAGCCGUAAUCGGAAAGAAUUAUUCACAAGAUAAUUCUGGUGCAAGUGUGUCAUCUUUGAAUGUUGAAAGUUUAUCAGAAACACAACCAAAAUCUGUGCUUCAACAACUUGAGGAUUUAUUAGUCCAUGACAGUGAGAAUGAAGUAGAGUAUACCGCACUACCAGAGCUAUGUGAAGCUAGCAGGUUGUCUAUAAUUAGUCAUGCCAUAGCUGCUUAUUCAGGUUCUUUAGAACGGAAUCAUAUCGCUCAUCUUUCCAGCAAAAUUUCAAACACAGUCGAUUGUUUGAUUGCUGAUUUGUUCAGGUGUGAAAAUUAUAAAGUUUGCUACCAUGACGAUCAGCUUGGUGGAAUUGUCAGAGUAGUCCGUGCUUUGCUGAAUGCUAAAGUUCCUCAUUUUUCUGAACUUGGAUAUGAAGCUUUAAAAAAACUUCCGGUUAUUUAUACAAGCAUAAUUUCACCAGUUGGCAUAGUUCAAUUUAUAUGCAAUCAACUUGGGCUCCCUUUGCGAUGUGUGAACGCAAUUCCUUGCAAUACCUUAUUCGGAUCGCAGAAGAUGGACCUAGCUGCUCUGGAGAGAGAAAUUGAAGCAGAUAAAGAAAACAACAAGUUGCCAUUGAUUGUUCUAGCUGAUGCUGGUACUCCAGUUUCUGGGCACGUCGAUAAUUUAACAAGGCUACAAGAGAUAUGUAAAGCAAGUGGUGUUUGGCUUCAUCUCAGAGGACAUUCUCUAGCAGCACUUGCUGUACCGUUGUAUCCUAAUGCAACAGGACAUAUUUCUGACAGCAUGACACUGCCUUUGGGAAUAUGGCUUGGUAUUCCAGGAUUACCAACUGCUACUGUUUAUAACCAUGAAUUGUUAGUGUCUGUUUCUCCCAGUCUACUGGACACGCCUGGACGAAAAUUAAUCUCGCUCCCAUUGUGGUCAACUUUUCAGUGUCUGGGAAAAGAAGAAGUUAGAAAGAGGUUUCAGCGUGCUUUUGAUUGGUGCCAGCAACUAUGGUUGAGGAUAGAAAAAUAUCCUAAUAUCAGACUUCUAAGCCAACCGCCUGGUGGGGAAGGAGGUAUUAUUACCGUUUCGGAACUUGCAACAAAACCUGUGAAUGCAAAUAUAUUAUUUGAAGUUGCUGCAUCUACUGUAGUUUUCCAGUUCAUUCCAGAAAAUCAUCAAGGAAGAGUCCCUCCUUACUAUGAUAAAUUGAAUUCCUGGCUUGGUCAGAUACUUCAAAGGGAUUGUCCUCUUGUCAAUAUAACUCUUUGUGAAGUUGAGAAUAACGAAGUGGUUCUACGAUAUUGUCCUUUGGAACCACAACCAGGCGUUCACGAACCUCCUGAUUUCGAAUCAUUUGUAGCUUGCUUAGAACAGCAGAUUGAAAUUUUAACUGCUACUGUGAAGCACAAAAGUGAAUUCCAAAAGCUAGUUGAAGGGUCUCAAUGUUUACGACUAGUCGAAAUUGAGGGCUGGGCCGGUUUGGGAGGAGUGAGGUACCAGCCGACAGCUUAUCAAGACGUACAAUUAACGGAUUAUAUUAAAGAACAAUUGAAUAAUCUCAACGUUAGUCUAGUUGAAAGAUUGAGAGCUACUGAUGCAGCCUUUUCUCUUGGUGAAGGUGGCGAUGGUUUGGCUUGCGUGAGGUUUGGAAUGGUGACUAGUGACACCGACGUGGGAGAACUUUUAUCUUUAGUGGAAACUGCAGGUCAAGAGGAAGAAGAAACAGGAAAAGUUCUCGAUACAAUGGCUGAAGUUGUGAAGCGAGGUAUAGAAGCAGCCACUUUAGAAUUGCAGAGAGAAAGUGAUGAACAACUUUGGCAAGAAGGGAUAUUGCGUGCCGUUCCUGUUGUCGGCUCGAUAGUGAAUUGGUGGUCCCCUCAUCACAAGGGUUCAGGUAUCAAAGGUCGAAGCUUGGAUCUCACAGCUGGCAUAGUUGCCUCUACAGAAAAUAUUUAUAGGUACCAUAUGCAGGCCGCUCCUAAUAACCAGCCUUUGGAACAGCUGCCUGUCGGUCAUUCGAGGUCAUCCUCGGCUUCUUCUAAUCAGCCGCAUCAUCCCUGACAGGCGUUGUGCUAAUCAUCAGGGUGCUGUGAAUUGAUUAUUUAUUUGUCUAUAAGCCAUUUAAUUAAUUUUAAACUAUUGUUGGAAGGUGACUAAUUUUUAGAUUGUUUUAAUUUGUAUUAUUUCACUAAAGUAAACAAUGAAAAUAAUGUAUUAAAAUAUUCUGAUUAAGACUAAUGACAAUAAAAUAUUUAAUUUUAUUGCUGCAAUUUUACCAAAAGAAAAAAAAAAUAAUGAAAAACUGUCAAAUGGUUCAUUUAUUAUCAUCACUGAUUAAAUUAAUUGUUAUAUUGUUAAUGUUAUAUAGUUUUUGUAUUAUUUAGUAGUUUAAAUGUGAUUUAACAACUAUAUGAUUGUGUCUAGUACUGAUAUGAUUCAUUAUUAUUUUCUAUUUUUAUAGAAAAAAAAUGUGUUUGUAUAUACGUUUUAUUUUCUAUUUAUUAUUAUUAUUAUUAUUUUUAGAAUUAUAUUAUUUAUUAACAUGAGCCAAGCUCUAAUGUCUAUGAAACAUUACCAUUAGCACAAAUAUAAGUUGUGCAGGUAUCUUUAUUUAUAGGUUAGGCAGUUGCAAAAAUAAAGAGUGACCCAAUUUAAUUUUGUUUUUUGUCAAAUUGUUUGAAAUAAUUCACUAUAUAUGUCAUAAUAUCAUUUGUUAUAUUUUUAUAAGUCGUUAUGUUUAUAUACGAUUGCUUAAAUAAAAAAAUAAUAGUAAUACGAUACUUAAAGAGUCCCACAGGUCCUAACUAGAUGGGAUCAGAUCACAUUAAAUAAAACUAGCUGUUAAAUGCACACGAUAAAUAUUUUAGUGAUUUUUUCUAAUAAAUAUAUGCUUCCCUUUAGCUUUUAUUUUCAGUACUAUGUAAUUUAUCAGUAAUCUAAGUAACUUAUAAAUUGAUAUAGGAUUAAUAGAAGAAAACAUCUUUGUGUUUAAAAUUUUACAUGAUACAUUAAUGUUAUUAGGUAAAAUUAAAAAUUUUAAAACUAAAUAUACAUUUCAGUGAAGCUUACAUAUGUGUUGUGGAAUUUUUAGAAAUACAUUACAGCUUUAGUAUAAAAUAGAGGAAACAAUUUUUGGUUGCCUGAUAAUGGAUAAGUAUAGACCCAACUCAAGUCAAACUCUCUCUUUAAAUUAUUUCCUUACUUACCGCUUGCCACAUUAAAUAAUUGAUUAGCUAAAUUCUUGUUAAUUUUUUUUCAAUCCAGUGUGGCGAGAAUUAGUGGGACUCUACUGUAUAUCAGGUUUUACUUGAAUUAGGUAAUAUUUGUCAAUAUAAAAAUUCUGUUUUUAAUUUUGUUUCUUAAUAUUCUACACAAUGGUACAAUACAGGAAUUUAUUUUAUGUUUAAAUUUUGUUUAAUUAUUAUUUUAUUGAAUCUCUAUCAUCUGGUCUAGUAGUAGUAAUAACUUGUAAGAUUGUAGGCUGUCUUUUGAAUUACAUUCUUUGCGAUCAUAAUACAUUUAACUUUUUUUUUUAUAGUUACAGUGAUUUCGGCAUUAUCAUUUAUUUUGGUGACUACAGAAUUUGGGCGAACUAUUACCUUACCUUAUCUAUGGUGGUUACCUUAUCUAUGAAAAAUUUACCAUAGAAUUUAUUCAUAUCAUCAUAACUAUCUAAAAUUGAUUGUCUUAGGCAUUGACAAGGUCAUUAAUUAUUCAUCUAUAACAAUAGAUUUUUUACAAAAUAGUUGAAUUUGUUUUUCAAUUUCUCUCACCUAAUGAAUGAUAAUUUAUUAAUACUAGUAUGUAUGUUUUAAACAGUCAUAUUUUUUUUUUUUAUUAAUUGCUAUUUGGAAGAGGGGAAUGUUUUUCCCUUUCUGCCUCCCAUGGAUCUGUUUUUUGCUAAAAAGUUCGGAGAAAUGUUCUAAAACAUUUAUGUUCUUUUUUUUUUUUUUUACUUAGACUUACUUAUUUCCUUCCUUUCUUUCAUGCUUAUGCUAUAUUGCAUUAUGUGUCCAAAAAAUAUUAGUGAAUUUAAUUAAAGUGUAAAGUUUUGUCUUAACAGAACUUAACCAAACAUAAGAAACAAGAGAUAAUUGAGAAUUCAUUAAUUAAAGAUAUUGACUAUGUCAUAAACUGUUUAUUAUUUUAAUUUUGUCCAAUUUGUAUUUCUGUAUUUUCUUUUCUUUUUUUUUUUUUAUGAACAUAUUUUAUUGGAAAUACGAACUUAUCUUUAAAAAAUUUGUUUCAAACAAACCAUUCUUGAAUCGAACCAUUGCAUGCAAAAGUGGUAUAAGUAAACAAUUGUUUUAAUGUGCUCAACAUUUUAGGGGAAGUUCUAUAAAUGUAGACAAAGAAUAAUAAUAAUAAAUACUUUUUAGUAUGGAAUUAAUUAUUUAUUAUGAAAAAGACUUACACCACUUUUGUGUUCAACGGCUCAAUUAUUGUUUCUAAGUUUUAUCAGGAAAUUAUUUAAUUAGUUUUAAAAAUUCAUUACAACUAUUAUCUCUCAAAUAUGUGGUAUAUUUAUUGGACAGUGUCAAUCUAUACCUACUAUGAUUUAUUUUUUCUCAUUUCUCUUACAAUUUUUCUGUACUUAUUUAUUUAAUACUUUUUUGGUUAUCUUAUUUUUCUUUAAAUUUUGUCUAUUUUAUGUGUCACCUUUCAUUUAUGGUUGAUUUUUUUUUUUUUUUUUGUUAUCUAAAGUCUAUUCCUUAACUUUCUUUCCUUGAUUAUUGUUAAUUUAUAUGACAUGUAUAUAAGCAACAUUUAAUUUAAUACGAUAAAAAGGUAAUAAAUUAUAGAGUAAGUGUGUACUACAGUUAAAAGUAGUUGUAUAACAGAAAAUCUUCUUGUAGAACAUACAACUCAAAAGCACUAUCAGUAUUAGUGGAAAUUGUUUAAAGUAUUUUGGGCUUCAUAAAAAUUGUUGUUAUACUCAUUAAAAUUCAACGAUAAGGGUCAUGUGCUAUUCAACGUACUAAUUGUGUAUUGAUCCUGUAAAGUGGCACAUUUAAUCAACUAUCAAGCAAUAGUUUUAUUUUGUAUUAGAUGUUUUUAUUAUUAAAUUGUCAAGUAAUUCACAUCAUUAAAUAAAAGACUUAUCAUCUGUUGUAAAUACGUGCAUUUCUUUAAGAUGUAUAUUUGUAUAAUUUUGAUGUAACAUGUACAUAACUUAUUUAUUUUGUAUUCGUAAUGAAUUAAAAUUAUGAUAUCUUAGAUGUUUAACUAUACACCAAAGAUGCCUAAAUUUUAUUAAAUUUAUUGAUCUGCUUAUGAAUGACAUAUUUAAAUUAUUUAUUCCUUUCACCAUCUACACGACUACCACAUUAU